Messenger RNA from Penicillium cosmopolitanum, 438 nucleotides. RefSeq names its product nuclear transport factor 2 family protein. The record is from RefSeq and is a predicted model, not a curated record. The coding region runs from base 1 to 438 and encodes 145 amino acids. The transcript has a single exon. NCBI's taxonomy places the organism in Eukaryota, Fungi, Ascomycota, Eurotiomycetes, Eurotiales, Aspergillaceae.
AUGACCAAUCCAUCAAAAAAAGCGCCAGAAACAGCAGCUGCGCAUGAAUGGCUUCAAUCAUUCCACCGCCUCGGCGACUCUCUCUCACCUGAAAUGUGGGUGGAAACUUUCUACACCCCCGACUGCACAAUGCAAUUCCUCGGCCAGCCACCAGUACACGGCCACGAGGCUAUCAUCGCCCAUUUCCGCCGCCAGUUUGCUCGACUUGAAUGCAUGAAACAUACUAUACGGCAUGUUGAUGUCACGCACGAGCGCAUCUACCAGGAAGCCACGGUAACAUAUGUCGUCAAGGGGGAUCCAGAGCAGCGGCCAAUUGAAGCGCAAGGCCUUGCGGUGUUUGGAAAAGGAGUUGGGGAGAGCCAGAUUAGCUUCUUCACCGUCUAUUUAGAUUUGGAGCCAUUGCGGGAGAGGAUGAGGGAGGUGUUAGGGCCGGUUUGA